This is a messenger RNA of Medicago truncatula (barrel medic), 2110 nucleotides long. RefSeq names its product nicotinate phosphoribosyltransferase 2. Gene Ontology annotation, biological process: NAD+ biosynthetic process via the salvage pathway. The transcript has 15 exons. Lineage: Eukaryota; Viridiplantae; Streptophyta; Magnoliopsida; Fabales; Fabaceae. Bases 148 to 1821 code for a protein of 557 amino acids. Gene Ontology annotation, cellular component: cytosol. The record is from RefSeq and is a predicted model, not a curated record. Gene Ontology annotation, molecular function: nicotinate phosphoribosyltransferase activity.
CUUGGAAAAUACCAUAAAGUAUCUUUCUCCUGCCCUGAUUAUUAAGCGUCACGCUCACGCUUGUGACUCAAUCCAUAUAAAUAAAAGCGCCAAUAACAACUUGAAACUAUCACCAACACAAAAAACCAAAACACACACACACACACGAUGGAAGCAGCGAAGAACAACAACAACGAACGAACUUCGAAUGGUUCCAUUCAUGGACCUACGAAUCCUAUGGUCACUCCUCUUCUCAAUGAUCUCUAUCAAUUCACCAUGGCUUAUGCUUAUUGGAAAGCUAAUAAGCAUCAAGAACGUGCUGUAUUUGAUUUGUAUUUUCGGAAGAAUCCAUUUGGCGGGGAGUAUACUGUGUUUUCUGGAUUGGAAGAAUGCAUAAGGUUCAUAGCUAAUUUCAAACUCAGUGAGGAUGAGAUUGAUUUUGUUAGGCAAAGUUUGUCUCCUUCUUGUGAGGAUGCAUUCUUUGACUAUCUUAGAGGACUUGACUGCUCUGAUGUUGAGGUUUAUGCUAUUCCCGAGGGGACAGUUGUUUUUCCUAAGAUACCCUUGCUUAGAGUUGAAGGUCCGGUUGCUGCUGUUCAAUUGCUAGAGACUCCCUUUGUGAAUCUAAUUAAUUUUGCAUCAUUAGUUUCUACGAAUGCUGCAAGGCAUCGCAAAGUUGCUGGAAAAUCCAAAACUUUACUUGAGUUUGGACUACGAAGGGCUCAGGGGCCUGAUGGUGGAAUUUCAGCGUCAAAGUAUUGUUAUAUUGGUGGAUUUGACGCAACAAGCAAUGUUGCAGCGGGGAAGUUAUUUGGGAUCCCGCUUCGUGGUACACAUUCUCAUGCUUUCGUUAGCUCAUAUAUGAGCCUUGAUGAGAUUACUGACAGGUCACUUCGUAGAAAAGAUGGUUCAAGUACAUGUGAAGAUUUUGUUAGUCUGGUUCAAACAUGGCUGAGCAAAAUUCAGUUGUUAAAUGGUGUUUUUGGUGAGACCAAUCAAAGCGAGUUGGCAGCAUUCAUAUCUUAUGCAUUCGCAUUUCCUGACAACUUUCUUGCCCUUGUAGACACAUAUGAUGUAAUGAGAAGUGGAAUCCCCAACUUCUGUGCAGUUGCAUUAGCUCUUGGUGAUUUAGGAUACAAAGCAGGUGGCAUUAGAUUGGAUUCUGGUGACCUUGCAUAUUUGUCUUGUCAAGCCAGGAAGUUCUUUUGCUCCAUUGAGAAAGAAUUUGGGGUGCCUGGAUUUGGGAAGUUGAUAAUCACUGCUAGUAAUGAUCUCAACGAGGAAACAUUAGAUGCUUUAAACAAACAGGGUCAUGAGGUUGAUGCCUUCGGAAUUGGUACAUACCUGGUCACAUGUUAUGCUCAAGCUGCCUUAGGUGUUGUUUUCAAGCUGGUUGACAUUAAUAAUCAGCCUCGUAUCAAACUUUCUGAAGAUGUGUCAAAGGUCUCUAUUCCAUGUAAGAAGCGAUCCUAUAGGUUGUAUGGGAAAGAAGGUUAUCCCCUGGUAGACAUAAUGACCGGAGAAGAUGAACCCCCUCCAAAGGUAGGAGAAAGAAUCCUAUGCCGCCAUCCCUUUCAAGAAUCCAAGAGAGCGUAUGUGGUGCCACAGCGUGUUGAGGAGCUUCUAAGGUGUUACUGGCCUGGGAAUUUAGAUAAAAAGCUAGAACCUUUACCACCUCUGAAGGAAAUUAGAGAACGAUGCAUCAAUCAACUUGAGCAAAUGCGGCCUGACCACAUGAGGAAACUUAACCCAACUCCAUACAAGGUUAGUGUGAGUGCAAAAUUAUAUGAGUUCAUUCAUUUCUUGUGGCUCAAUGAGGCACCAGUUGGGGAGCUGCAGUAAUAACAAGACAAAUAAAAUUGCAUGCCUUGAGAACCCAGUGUACAAGGCAAAAAGGAUUUGGAUAGAAAUUUCUUUUCAUACAGUAUAGAUGUAUUAUUCAGUAUGUUUUGACUGUAUAUUGAAGUUGGAGGAACCAAUAUUCUUUCAAGGCCUAUGGUGCAAAUAAUCCAUCUUUUCCGUUGAUCGCAUUGCUAUGCAAUAAAUAUUUGAUUAUAUAAUAAACAUCACUUGAGAUUGACUGUUUCAAUGUUACAGUUUUCUUCAAGUUAUUGAUUCAAGCAUUUUUGUA